UUCCUCAACCAAAUGCCCCCAGUCACAUUUCAACUCUUUCAAACAUUUUCCUCAAAAACCCCCCAAAUUAAAUUAAAAUCAAAUAUUUGUAGAUCGAUCGAAGAUGGCAUCAAAACAAAUGGAAGAGAUACAAAGAAAAUUAACAUUGUUAUCAUACCCAAGAGCAAAUGCACCUUCUCAAUCUUUACUUUUUGCCGGCAUGGAACGUUACUCUCUUCUUGAAUGGCUCUUUUUCAAGUUAUUAGGUGAUAAAUCCCCCUUUUCUCAACAGAAUUUACAAGGAGAUGCUAUGGAUCGAGACGAAGAAACGUCUCGUAUACAAUAUUUGGCAGAGAUUGCAAAGUUUCUUGGCAUAACCACCACCGUAGAUACAGAAGUUAUUCAAGGACGAGGAAGUUAUGAAGAACGGGCAGAGAUGCUUCGUCUGAUUGUAGAUCUUGUUGAAGCUAGCAUUUACGCUGAUAAUCCCGAGUGGAGCGUUGAUGAACAGGUGGCAAAGGACAUACUACUAAUAGAUUCUAUUGCUGAAAAACAAGCUCAAAUAUUCUCCGAGGAAUGCAAACUGUUCCCUGCUGAUGUGCAAAUUCAGUCCAUAUAUCCAUUGCCUGACAUAUCAGAUUUGGAGAAACAACUCGCCAGUCAAUCUAGUAGACUAUCGAGUCUGCAAGAGAUGGUUGAUGAUUUAGCGUCAAAGCACUCAUACAAUCCUGAUGAGGAGUAUGCUGAAGUGGACAUGAAGCUGCGUGCACAUCUUGAAUCUUUCUUAGAAACUGCAAGAUCCUUUAAUACAAUUUACACCAAGGAAAUACGUCCAUGGACUCAUAUGAUGGAGGUACCACAAUUGCAUGGCUUUGGACCUGCUGCAAAUCGCUUAUUAGAUGCUUACAAGAUGCUCUUAAAGUUCUUAGGCAACUUGAGAAACCUACGUGACUCACAUGCUGCUGUGGCUGUUGGAUCGUCUGAAACACUCUCUGGCCAACCAUCUUCGGUAGCAAGAAUUAUAUCUGAAUGUGAAUCUGCUUUGACUUUCUUAAACCGUGAUCUUGGAAUCCUUUCAGCCUCGAUAGCCCGUGAUGAAGCAAAAAAGUCAGGGUCAAAUAUUGAGCAAACCCAUUUUUAGAAGCAAAGGUCAACCAUUUUAAAUUUACAUUUGUUUUGCUCCCAUAACAACGAUGUUAUAUAUAAUUAUGAAUGAAUGUGAUAUGCAAUUCCUUGUGUGUUUGUGCGUAAUUCAUGGUAAUUUCAUGUUGUCAGGAAGUUCUAUUUUGUUUUCUCCUCAUAGGAUAUAUCUGGAAUAGACUUGAUUUUGAUUUGAGCUUAUUUUAAAAAAGGUUUGAGUUUCAAGUUUUGUUUAA
This is a messenger RNA of Erigeron canadensis, 1355 nucleotides long. RefSeq names its product AUGMIN subunit 7. Bases 104 to 1120 code for a protein of 338 amino acids. Gene Ontology annotation, cellular component: HAUS complex. The transcript has 9 exons. NCBI's taxonomy places the organism in Eukaryota, Viridiplantae, Streptophyta, Magnoliopsida, Asterales, Asteraceae. The record is from RefSeq and is a predicted model, not a curated record. Gene Ontology annotation, biological process: centrosome cycle; spindle assembly. Gene Ontology annotation, molecular function: microtubule minus-end binding.